AUGAGGUGCAUGCAGAUGCUGGUCCCGCCCAGGCGUCGGCACUGGCGUGCCCUGAGCCCUCAGUGGAAGGCGGCUGCUCUUACCACUAACCAAAGGAUUGAAGAUCAGAUCAACGAGAAGUUUCUAUUAAAGAGCCUCCCAAUACUCAUAGUCUUUGAAAGAGAAAUCUUGACUCCGUAUAGCAGCGAUCUCCUCCUCAGCGUCACAGCUGCCCUUAGACCCCUUGUGAAAUCCAAGAUCGUCAAAAAGAGAACCAAGAAGUUCAUCCGGCACCAGUCAGACCAAUAUGUCAAAAUUAAGCGUAACUGGCAGAAACCCAGAGGUAUUGACAACAGGGUUCGUAGAAGGUUCAAGGGCCAGAUCUUAAUGCCUAACAUUGGUUAUGGGAGCAAUAAGAAAACAAAACACAUGCUGCCCAGUGGCUUCCGGAAGUUCCUGGUCCACAACGUCAAGGAGCUGGAAGUGCUGCUGAUGUGCAACAAAUCUUACUGUGCUGAGAUCGCUCACAAUGUUUCCUCCAAGAACCGCAGAGCCAUCGUGGAAAGAGCUGCCCAGCUGGCCAUCAGAGCCACCAACCCCAAUGCCAGGCUGUGCAGCGAAGAAAAUGAGUAGACAGCUUAUGUGCACGUUUUGUGUUUAAAUAAAACUG
Callithrix jacchus (white-tufted-ear marmoset) is the source of this 649-nucleotide messenger RNA. Lineage: Eukaryota; Metazoa; Chordata; Mammalia; Primates; Cebidae. The record is from RefSeq and is a predicted model, not a curated record.